Messenger RNA from Alternaria alternata, 1424 nucleotides. RefSeq lists its product as hypothetical. Lineage: Eukaryota; Fungi; Ascomycota; Dothideomycetes; Pleosporales; Pleosporaceae. The record is from RefSeq and is a predicted model, not a curated record. The transcript is spliced from 2 exons. Bases 1 to 1026 code for a protein of 341 amino acids.
AUGGCUCAGCGACACAUGUGCCCUUCAAUGGGUGCCUUGAGGCGCUCAUUAAUAGGGGAUGUAGCAGCCCUGCCCAAAUGCUCAACGAGGGCACUCCACAGCACAGCGAAGAGACUGGAAGAGCAACCCAGCGAUGCAUCUCCAGCCCACCACUCAGCGCCAAACACACGCAAAGCCCGGCAGGCGACUGCUCUCAAGCAGAUCACCUCGCUUCAGAACCGCCGCAUCCAGCCCGGCGCACUCGCUCGAGGCUCUUUUCCAAGCGGUCAGAUGGCACGACGAGCCCCCCGCUCGCCCUCCACUCCGCUCACCAAGGAUGGCUUCAUCCCCGAAGACAACGCCCCAGCCGAUGCGCAGCCAGACGCAAACCCCCGCUUCGCCCGCAACACAGCACGCCCAACGACGACCCGCGGCUCGACCCCUCCCCAGGGCCAGAUGGUCCGCGCCCCCUCCACACUGCGUGUAACCCGUCAAACAGUUGACGGCCCUGCUCGUGGCCCCGCUCGUGGACCCAACGUGCGUGGCCCCAAUCUACGCGGUCGAGAAGGCGGACGAACAGGACCAGGUGGAAAGCGCGCUGGUGGUGCGCGAGGCAACAACCGUGGUGACGGAGGACCUCAGAAGCGGAAGAAGGGCGCUGGUGGCGAAGAAUCGAUGCCCACUUCCCUUGCGGACGUGAAGAUUGAGGAAACCGUCUCAACGAGCAUGCAGCAACAGCUCUUGCGUCUGCAAAGGAAGGAGUGGGACCGCGUGCCUUACGAGCCCAAGUAUGCCAAGGGCAGUUUUGCCGCCAAUGAGUUGAUACACGCUGGAAGGGAGCUGUUCAAGGGCGAGGCCCCACCAGUCAAGUUUUGGGGACCUCUUGAGCACAGAAUCGGCGUUGUGGGCAUGUUUGGAGCGGAGGCGACUUUGAAGGUUCGCAGGGUGCCCGAUGGCGAUGCAGAGCCAUUUGGACAGGAGGUACUCGAGCAAGAAGGGCCAGUCGAGGCCAAAGGUGCGGAGAAGAAGCAGGCUGUAGCACAAUAGAGUGCCAUGUGGACUAUGUAUAUUGGAACUGUACAUUUACGGAUAUCAAAGACUCAUGAUUGUUCGGGAUGUGGUUGUUUAUUUCUAGCUUGAGGCGUCUAUGUACGUGACGUACGCCGUUGCGAGAUUACCAUGUCUGGCGCGACGCGCAUCGCAGAUCGUGCCUCUAGAGUUUCCAUCAACGAAGUAGCUCAAUGCGGCUACAAAGCAUCACGACUUAUUUGGAAGCCCACACGACCUUGUACUUGAACUGUGUGGGGAAGCUCCUAUCUGUGAUGAGCAGCUCUUCACCCUCUUCGACCAAGUCGAUCAUCUUCUUCUCUAGGUUAGGACGUGUUUGCUCUUCGAGGCCUGCGAGCUGCAUGUAGAGCGACUUCUCACCCGUACGGAUAGAGGGC